AGUUCGGGCUCUCCAACUCGGCGGCGAUCCGGGCCGAGAUCGGGCGCUUCGAGUCGGUGCACCCCAACAUCUACGCCAUCUACGACCUCAUCGAGCGCGUGGAGGACCUGGCGCUGCAGAGCCAGAUCCGCGAGCACGUCAUCUCCAUCGAGGAUUCGUUUGUGAACAGCCAGGAAUGGACCCUGAGUCGCUCGGUGCCUGAGCUGAAGGUGGGCAUCGUGGGGAACCUGUCCAGCGGCAAGUCGGCCCUCGUGCACCGCUACCUGACUGGCACCUACGUGCAGGAGGAGUCUCCAGAGGGUGGCCGAUUUAAGAAGGAGAUUGUAGUGGAUGGUCAGAGUUACUUGCUGCUGAUUCGAGAUGAAGGGGGUCCCCCCGAACUCCAGUUUGCUGCCUGGGUCGAUGCUGUGGUGUUUGUCUUCAGCCUGGAGGACGAGAUCAGCUUCCAGACAGUCUACAACUACUACCUGCGGCUCUGCAGCUACCGGAACACAGCGGAGGUGCCGAUGGUGCUGGUGGGCACACAGGAUGCCAUCAGUGCCACGAACCCCCGGGUCAUUGAUGAUUCUCGGGCACGGAAACUUUCCAAUGAUUUGAAGCGCUGCACGUACUACGAGACCUGUGCCACCUAUGGACUGAACGUGGAGAGAGUCUUCCAGGAUGUGGCUCAGAAGGUGGUGGCUCUACGGAAGAAACAGCAGCUUUCCAUCGGCCCCUGCAAGUCCCUGCCCAAUUCACCCAGCCAUUCGUCUGUCUCUGCGGCCUCCAUUCCUUCCGUUCAUAUCAACCAGGCCACCAAUGGUGGAGGAGCCUUCAGUGACUACUCCUCCUCUGUGCCCUCCACACCUAGCAUCAGCCAGCGGGAGCUGCGGAUUGAGACCAUUGCUGCCUCCAACACACCCACCCCCAUCCGCAAGCAGUCGAAGCGACGCUCCAACAUAUUCACGUCUCGAAAGGGCGCGGAUCCGGAGCGGGAGAAGAAGGUGCCAGAGUGUAAAGCGGACAGUAUCGGCAGCGGGCGGGCCAUUCCCAUGAAGCAGGGCAUUCUCCUCAAACGCAGUGGCAAGUCUCUCAACAAGGAGUGGAAGAAGAAGUACGUGACGCUGUGUGACAACGGAGUCCUCACCUACCACCCCAGCCUGCAUGAUUACAUGCAGAAUGUCCACGGGAAGGAGAUCGAUCUGCUGAGAACUACAGUGAAGGUACCGGGCAAGCGGCUACCCAGGGCAACAACGGCAGCAGCACCCAGCGCUAGCCCCAAAGCCAAUGGGCUCGCGAAGGAGAGGAGCAGCACGCAGCUGACGGGAGGCACAGGUGCUCCCCACUCAACCAGCAGUACCUCCCUGCACUCAGAGCGCUCCAUCAGCGGCAUCAACCUGGUGGGCUUCAGCUCAAAGCCAGACGGCAUGCACCAGCGCUCCUACUCCGUCUCCAGCGCAGACCAGUGGAACGAGGCUGUGGCUAUCCCUGGCAGCUGCCCCAACCCCUCUAACGGUACUGCCGAUUCUCUCAGCUCCAGCCCAAACAUUUCCAGUGCUGCCAGCCCGAAGCUGGAGCCACCUCCAUCACCACAUGCGAACAGGAAGAAGCAUCGCAGGAAAAAGAGCACAGGGACGACCCGGCCUGAUGGCCCCAGCACAGCAGCAGAAGAACCAGAUGAGCCAUUUGAGUUCAUUAUCGUGUCCCUGACGGGCCAGACGUGGCUCUUUGAGGCCUCAACGUCAGAGGAGCGAGAGCUUUGGGUCCAGGCCAUUGAAAGCCAGAUCCUGGCCAGCCUGCAGGGCUGUGAGAGCAGCAAAAAUAAGGCUCGGCUGGGCAGCCAGAGCGAUGCGCAGGCCAUGCAGGCCGUCCGCACCGCACGUGGGAACAGCUUCUGUGUGGACUGCGACGCACCAAAUCCGGACUGGGCAAGUCUGAACCUGGGCUCCCUCAUGUGCAUUGAGUGCUCUGGGAUCCAUCGCAACCUGGGCACCCACCUGUCCCGCGUGCGCUCCUUGGACCUGGACGACUGGCCUAGUGAGCUUCUCAUGGUCAUGACAGCCAUCGGCAAUGCCCUGGCCAACGCUGUCUGGGAAGGAGCGGUGGAAGGCUACCCCAAGCCCACCCCUGACAGCAGCCGGGAGGAGAAGGAGCGCUGGAUCCGGGCCAAGUAUGAGCAGAAGCUCUUCCUGGCUCCGCUGCCCCAGUCGGACAUCCCGCUGGGCCAGCAGCUGCUGCGGGCUGUGGUAGAGGAUGACCUGCGCCUUGUGGUGACGCUCCUGGCCCAUGGCACCAAGGAAGAAGUGAAUGAGACCUAUGGUGAUGGAGAUGGGCGCACGGCACUGCAUCUCUCCUGCGCCAUGGCCAACGUAGUCUUCACACAGCUGCUCAUCUGGUACGGGGUGGAUGUGAAGAGCCGGGACGCUCGGGGCCUGACCCCGCUGGCCUACGCCCGGCGAGCCGGCAGCCAGGAGUGCAUCGACAUCCUGCUGCAGCACGGAUGCCCCAGUGACAGUGCCGUCACCACGCUGACCCCCAGCCUGUCCCGCCGCAACACCAACGCCAACAACAAUGCCUGCACCGUGGUGCCAGCUGAGCUCGGCUCCAGCCCCAGUGCUGUCUAG
This is a messenger RNA of Haliaeetus leucocephalus (bald eagle), 2603 nucleotides long. It is a transcript of the gene AGAP3, whose product is annotated as ArfGAP with GTPase domain, ankyrin repeat and PH domain 3. The transcript has 18 exons. Gene Ontology annotation, biological process: proteasome-mediated ubiquitin-dependent protein catabolic process. The record is from RefSeq and is a predicted model, not a curated record. NCBI's taxonomy places the organism in Eukaryota, Metazoa, Chordata, Aves, Accipitriformes, Accipitridae. Gene Ontology annotation, cellular component: nucleus. Bases 507 to 2603 code for a protein of 698 amino acids. Gene Ontology annotation, molecular function: GTP binding; GTPase activator activity; protein binding.